This is a messenger RNA of Tarenaya hassleriana, 1710 nucleotides long. RefSeq names its product cytochrome P450 71B19-like. Gene Ontology annotation, molecular function: iron ion binding; oxidoreductase activity, acting on paired donors, with incorporation or reduction of molecular oxygen; heme binding. The transcript has 3 exons. Lineage: Eukaryota; Viridiplantae; Streptophyta; Magnoliopsida; Brassicales; Cleomaceae. The coding region runs from base 79 to 1491 and encodes 470 amino acids. The record is from RefSeq and is a predicted model, not a curated record.
UAAACGCCGCCAUGUGGACCCCACACUCUGCAUUUAACCAACCCAGUUGUUCGUUUCUCAAUCGGAAUCAGACAAAAAAUGGAGCUCUCCCUCUCUUUCCUCUGCCUUCUGCUCCUUACCAUCUUCUCUCUCAUCUUCGUUAAGAAGGUUAAAGCUCGGAGAUGGAAUCUCCCUCCUUCCCCUCCCAAGCUUCCGAUCGUCGGAAACUUGCAUCAGCUCGGAGAAACAGGGAUUCUUCACAGAUCUCUUGCCUUGCUCUCCAGUAAAUACGGCCCCCUCAUGCUUCUCCGUCUAGGGUUUGCACAACUGGUCGUGAUCUCAUCGAGCGAAGCAGCUGAACAAGUGCUUAGAACCCAUGACCUGGAGUGUUGCUCAAGACCCAAGCUUUUCGGUACAAGGAAAUUAUCACACGGUUACCGAGACAUCGCCUUCACGCCCUACGGCGAGGAAUGGAGAGAGAGGCGAAAACUGGCGGUUCGUGAGAUUUUCAGCGUGAAAAAGGUGCAGUCUUUGGGAUACAUCCGAGAGGAAGAGUGUAACUUGCUGGUCAAGCAACUCUCUGAAUCAGCUUCGAAGCAAUCUCCAGUGAAUUUGAGCAAAACCCUAUUCUGGCUCACGGCCAGCAUCAUUUUUAGACUUGUGUUGGGACAGAAUUUCCAUGAGAGCAAGUUCAUGGACAAGGACAGGAUCGAAGAACUCGUGUUUGAGGCCGAGAGCGUUCAGGGUAGUUUCACUUGCUCGGAUUUCUUCCCCGGAAGCGUAGGUUGGUUCAUCGACUGGAUCACCGGACAGCACAAGAGACUGGACAAGGUUUUCACGGAAAUGGACGGCUUCUUCCAGAAAGUGAUAGACGAGCAUUUGAAGCCUGGAAGGACAACACAGAAAGAUCACCAAGAUAUCAUUGAUGUGAUGUUGUCUAUGAUUCAGAACCAAGGCCAAGAUGGCGCUCUGAAGCUCAGUACAGAACAUAUCAAAGCGUUUCUUGCGAAUGUGUUUCUCGCGGGAAUAGACACGAGCGCUAUCACCAUAAUAUGGGCGAUGACAGAGCUGGCGAGAAACCCUAAGCUGAUGAAGAAAGUACAAGACGAGAUCCGAGGUUGUCUUGGAGAAAAGGAAAGGAUCACAGAAGAAGAUCUGGGCAAGGUUCAGUACUUGAACCUCGUAAUGAAAGAAACGUUCAGGUUACACCCUGCAGCUCCUCUCCUACUUCCGCGAGAAACAAUGUCUCACAUCAAGAUCCAAGGUUACGAUAUUCCACCAAAGACGCGGCUCCAGAUCAACGCUUGGGCCAUCGGACGAGAUCCGAGAAACUGGACAAACCCAGAUGAGUUCAUCCCCGAGAGGUUCUUGGAUCACCACGUGGAUUACAGGGGACAGCAUUUCGAGCUGUUACCGUUUGGAUCCGGUCGGAGGAUCUGUGUUGAAGAGGCCGGCACUCUCACCAUUGUCAAGAAGCUGCCUCUCGAGCUUGUUCCCGUUCUUCACCAUUGAUGGAUCCACCCACUGCUUACAAGUUGGAGGAUUUCCCUUUUAUGUUAUAAUUUGAAUAAUUCCACGGGUCAUUUUACUCUAAUGACCGAGUUGAGUCACACGAAUUUCUGAGUUAUACCGUCAAAAACAUAACCUAUUAAUUUUUUUUUUUGAAAAGACUAUAUUACCUUAAUGAAUCCGUGUAAUUUGUUCGCUCGAAAACAAUUUUGUUAUUACUUC